GGACCUGUGCUCAGUGGGGGGAUGGUUUGGAGUGGGCAUCCAGGCCGAUCCUUUAUGGGCUCUCGGGAUCAUGUACACUGUGGGCCCUUCAGAUGCACAGAUGAGCCUGCUUGUUCUCAGGUUUCAACCCAGACCUGUGCACAGGAACUGCUUUCUGGGACAUCAGCACCUCUGGAUCCAGCGAAGGAAGCAACAUAUCUUCAGCCUCAACCCAUGGAGAUCCAGGACCCUCAACACCAACAAGACUGUGAUGAUGUGAUCGGAAUUGAGAAAGAAGAACUGAUUCAAAAGCAGAAGUUUACUAUAGAUAUGGAGUCUCCCAAAAAGUCUUCUGGCCAAAUGAAUGGAAAAGCCCCUGAAUGUGGAGAAACCCAAGAACAUGAAGGAGGGACACAAAGAUAUCAGAGAAACACUUCAGCUGAGAGAAGAUAUAAGUGUGAUGAAUGUGGGAGAAGAUUCACUCAAAACUCAAGCCUCAUUAGACGUAAAAGAAUCCACACUGGAGAAAGACCCUAUUCAUGUAACGUGUGUGGCAAAACUUACAUCCAGAGCUCACAGCUUAUUGACCAUCAGAGACUACAUAACCAGUUAAAACCCUAUCAGUGUGAUGAGUGUGGAAAAGCCUUUUAUUACAGUUCACACCUUGUUCAGCAUCAGAGGACCCACACUGGAGAAAAACCGUUCCAAUGCAAUGAGUGUGGGAAAGCUUUUCACUACAGCUCAGGCCUUGUCCGACACCAAAGGACCCACACAGGAGAGAAGCCGUACCAGUGUGGUGACUGUGGGAAGGCUUUCUGUCUGAGCUCACAUCUGAUUCAGCAUCAGAGAGUCCAUACCGGAGAGAAGCCAUACCAGUGCAGUGAGUGUGGGAAAAGCUUCAGCCAAAGCUCGGGCCUCUUCUAUCACCAGAGAAUCCACAGUGGGGAGAAACCCUACAAGUGUGACAAGUGUGGGAAGGCCUUCAGUCACAGCUCGGCUCUGGUGGGACACCUGCGCAUCCACAGCGGAGAGAGGCCUUAGGAGUGCGACGUGUGCGGGAAAGCUUUCAGUUACAGCUCACAUCUUCUGGGACACCGAAGAAUCCACACUGGAGAGAAGCCCUAUGAGUGUGACGUUUGCGGGAAAGCUUUCCGGCGGAGCUCACACCUCAUUGUACAUCAGCGAGUCCAUGCUGGAGAGAAGCCUUAGUGAUUGUCGGUACUGACCAGCAAUUCCGCAGAAGGCCAGAAAGGCACAGCCAGCAGAGGACACCACCAUGACAGUGGCGUGGGGAAUUCUGUGAUCACCACUGCACUUUUCACGGUCAUUAGAAAAGACUUCUAGAGGCUGAGACAGGUUAUCGCCUGACAGCUUAUCAAAAAAGCACAUCUUUCCACAUCUUAAACAUCCUUCUCUGAAGCAGUGGCUCAGGAAGCCUCAGUGAUCCACGAGAUAUGUAUCCGCAGUCGUAGAGAUGGCAGUGGUCUUGGAGACGGCUGUGUUCCUCUCCCUUCCCUUCUUCCCCCUAUUUUCUUGGGAGUUAGAGUAAUGAUCUUGCGUGAGGUGUGAAUUUAGAGUUAACAUCUCAUCUGCAUUUUAAAAAUCCUGAAUUUUAGAUCAGCUUGAUAAAAAGCAGCCUAUCAAUUAUCUACACUGAAAACAUUGUGCGCACAAAACCCACUCUGUAAUCUGGGAUGAACGACUCGUGUAGAUGGGAAAGUUCAGUGGGGCAAGAGGAUGGACGACGCACGUUCCAGUGUGACCUUUCACAUCUUCCACCAGAGGUGCCAAACAGGCCAGUGGGCUGUAUUUGGGAAAAAUCGUGUGUAUUUUUCCCACAUGGUAUUUUUUUUCAAUAAUAUGUAAAAUUAUUUCAAUUUUUUAAAGCUCUUUUUUUUUUUUAAGGUGUAUUUAUUUAGAGAGGGAGAGAGAAUUUCAAGCAGACUCUGCACUGAGCGCAGAGCCCAGUGCAGAGCUUGACCUCAUGACCCUGAGAUCAUGACUUGAGCCGAAAUCAAGAAUCAGACACCCAACUGACUGUACCACCCGGGUGCCCCAGUUAUCUCAACUUUUUAAAAAUCUGGCAAUUUCACAUAAAAUCUGACUUUCCGGAUUCUCUUUCAAAAAUACAUGUUGUGGCAACACUAGAGGGCAUAUUCCCACAAGGCAACAGUUGACUGGGACAGAUUAUCACUACUGUGUGUUUAGACCCAGUCCACUGCCACACAGCUUCCUGCGGUCUCCCGCCCCUCCCUCCCCCUACCUGUGUGAGCCCUCCCGUGCUCUAAGGGCUUCUCAGGUGUUUGUGGGUUCCAGGCCAACUUGCCACCAAGAGUUCCACCUUAAUUUUAUACACCGCCCCCCAAUAAGAUUUUCUGUGAAGAAAGGGCUUUCUAACAACAGCUUGAAGAUUUAGAUUAAAAAAAUAAAAGUGUGCACUUGUGCACGCAAAGGUAGAGGAAAGCCACUUUAAAUUUUUCCUUAGACAGAAUGUAUAGGUAAUUAUUGAAAGUCAGCUGUAAUAGCUUCAAGCCUAACCCAUGAAGACUAGUUCUUUGGGUGAGAUGAAGACACAACACCCGUGACAGGGUUGGACAUUAGUGUCAGAGUGAAAAGGCCUGGGGCGGAAAGCAGGGGUGCAGCUCAGAAAGAGAAGCUUUGAGAUUUGAAGCAUUCGGUGACAGGAGCAGCUGUGGGAAGGCUGUGGGAUGAGACCCAAAUGGGAGACUGGAGAGAGGUGAGAAGAAAAGGCUACAAAUACGGGAGGGUCUGGGAUAAACAGAGGGAAGGAGAAAGGCCAGAAAUGCCAGGAAACCAAAUUACAAACAGGAAGCCAAAGCAAAGGUAGUGAAAACAUUAAGUGAGUAAGCAUGAUUUAAAGAAAUGUGAGUGGAGGGACGCCUGGGUGGCCCCGUGAUUUAAGCCCAGGCCAGGUCAAGGAUCCUGGGAUUACGCCCCACAUUGGGCUCUCUGCUCAGUAGGGAAUCUGCUGCUCCCGCUCCCUCUGUGCUCUCUCUCUUGUUCUUGCUUUCUCUCAAGCUAAUAAAGCAAAUAAAAUAUUUAAAGGAAGAAAGGGAGGAAGGAAAAAAAAAAAAAGGAAGGAGGGAGCGGGAGGUUGAAAGGCUGGAGGUAGGAGCACUGAGUAUUAACUGACCCUCAAUUCUAUGCCAUGUGGGCCAGAUGCCUAACAUGAAAGACCCUCACCCAAAUCUGAGUUCACUGCUGUUUCUUUGUAUCACUGAGGACCCUGCCCCUGCAUGGGUCUCUGAGUGUUGGGACACAGGACACCUCUCUUUAGAUAUGGAACAUAUAUAUGUUCAAUCCUGCUCAGUCUGUCUGGACUGGCCUUCUUAACAAAAUCAGCCAAGCAGGAGGAUUCUCUCCCAGGAGCAAGAAUAUAUUUCUGGUGGGACCCCUGGGUGGCGCAGUCGAUCAAGUUUCCGACUUGAUUUUGGCUCAGGUUAUGAUAUCAGCCAUAAUACCAUGAAAUAUCAGGCUGAUACCAUUUCAAGUCAUGAAAUUGAGCCAAGCCUCGAGUCAGGUGCUGAGCGUGGAGCCAGCUUAACAUCCGCUCCCUCUGCCCCCAACCCCAACCCCCUGGCUGGCCCAUGUGCGCUCUCUGUCUCUCCCCUUCUCUAAAUAAAUUUUUUUUUUUUUAAAGAAGUCAUGCUUGGGGUGACUGGUUGGCUCAGUGGAUUAAACCUCUGCCUUCGGCUCAGGUCAUGAUCUCAGGGUCCUGGGAUCGAGGCCCACAUCAGGCUCCCUGCUCCCCCUCUCCCACUCUGCCUACUUGUGAUCUCUCUCUCUGUCAAAUAAAUAAAUAAAAUCUUUAAAAUUAAUUAAUUAAUUUAAAUAAAUAAAUAAAUAAAAAGAGUUCAUGCUUGGCCUCUUUGGGAAGCAUGUGAUUUACCCAUUCCUCCUAAAGAGGAAAGUGUGUUGUGAGAUAGAAAUACCCAUUAUAAAUUAAUUAAAUGAUGUAGCAAAAGGAAAGUUCUUUGCAAACUCUGACAAUCGUGGCUGCCAUUUGUUGAACACCAGUUGUGUCCAGCAUCAAGCAUGUUCCAUCUUGUGUAAACGUUCCAACUCAUUUGUAGGGUACUAUUUAUUAUCUCAAACAAUGUGUCAAUGUAAGCCUUAUGAAAGGCUUAUAACAAAUGAAAAGUUUUUAAUACAUUUAAAUAUUAAACAGCCUAUAAAAGUAUUUUUAGAAUAUAAUAACUAUGUAUAACAGAUUUAAAAUAGUGGAGGGCGCCUGGGUGGCUCAGUGGGUUAAGCCGCCGCUGCCUUCGGCUCAGGUCAUGAUCUCGGGGUCCUGGGAUCGAGUCCCGCAUCGGGCUCUCUGCUCGGCAGAGGGCCUGCUUCCCCCCACCCUCUCUCUGUCUACUUGUGAUCUCCCUCUGUCAAAUAAAUAAAUAAAAUCUUUAAAAUAAAAUAAAAUAGUGGAAGUUGGAAGUAAUAAAAUGUCAACAGUGUAUUUAGGUAAUGAAGAGGGAGUGAUUCUCACCUUUUCUAUUUACCUGUAUAUUCCAGUGGAAAAGUUAGAAUUCAUCAUAUGCAUAAAUAAAUACUUUUUAAAAAUUAAAAUACUACAGAAUUACUUGAAGCUUUCUGGAGAUGAUUCUUUGGUAGCCUUUUCAAUUAUUUCCUUUAGGACUGGUUUAUUUUAUGUUUUCUGCCUUUUUAAAAAAUAUUUUAUUUUUAAGUAGUCUCUACACCCAACGUGGGGCUUGAACUCACAGCCCCAAGAUCGAGAACUGGACUCUCCACCCACUGAGCCCGCCA
Molecule: messenger RNA, 4761 nt
Organism: Mustela lutreola (European mink)
Lineage: Eukaryota; Metazoa; Chordata; Mammalia; Carnivora; Mustelidae
Product: zinc finger protein with KRAB and SCAN domains 8-like
Exons: 2
Coding region: 22-1020 (332 amino acids)
Biological process (GO): regulation of transcription by RNA polymerase II
Molecular function (GO): DNA-binding transcription factor activity, RNA polymerase II-specific; RNA polymerase II cis-regulatory region sequence-specific DNA binding
Source: RefSeq, a predicted model, not a curated record